Ceratina calcarata is the source of this 3575-nucleotide messenger RNA. RefSeq names its product ubiquitin carboxyl-terminal hydrolase CYLD (gene CYLD). The record is from RefSeq and is a predicted model, not a curated record. The transcript has 12 exons. Lineage: Eukaryota; Metazoa; Arthropoda; Insecta; Hymenoptera; Apidae. Gene Ontology annotation, biological process: protein deubiquitination. Gene Ontology annotation, molecular function: cysteine-type deubiquitinase activity. The coding region runs from base 349 to 2730 and encodes 793 amino acids.
GUGCAGAUUACGUCGGAAUCUUCCAAGCUCUGUCAAACUUCAACUUAUUAAAUACCCUAUUGAGGAUUAACAAUAAAAGUGAUGUGGUGUGUAUUCUUCUGCUUGAAUUUGACUGUCACGAAUCACCGUGUUCAGUAGUGAGCAAUAUUAAUUUUUUCAAACAAUUCUACCAAGUCUCGAUGCAUUUUUACAAUACGACAAGUGACAUCCGUACAAAACUUGACAUUUGUCUAAUCUAAAUCACCGAGGGGGAGAGUGAAACGAUGAUCGAGAUAAACGUUGCGUAUCGUCCGCGUGGUUCACACACGUUGUGGCUAGCAGGUUUCGCAUGAUGAUCGUCCGAUAUUAAUGAUGGAAAAACGGAAUUCAAACAAGGAUGACCGUCAGGUCAUUCAGUAUUUUGUCGCCAAACAAGAUACUAUCCUAUCGCGUAUAUCUGGCGAGUGUGAAAAGAAUGUUAAUACGUUACACCUCGGCAUGCUCGUCGAGGCUAUCGAGGAUUUGGGAGGUAGUGCGCUCAGAGUUCGUGUCGUUGACACGGCAGGAUCAGAGAUUUGGCGAGGCACUGAAUGGCGUUGUCACAGGUUUGAUUUAAUACCAGUUACGUCGGAAGUAUGGAAAUUUUUACCUGCUGUCUCGAUACCUCAGGAAAGAGUGCGCUUGGCCACCUACAAGCACUUGUCCGAAGAACUCAUGAAACUUCAAAUAAAUGACACUGUCUGGUAUUGUUCAGAUUCCAAGAAGUGUAACAAUUGUUUAGCUGCUAUUAAAUAUAUCGGACCUGUGCCACAGCUGGGCCAGGGAUAUUAUUUUGGCAUUGAUUUGUUGGACCCUCAUGAACCAUCUAAGGUCGAUGCUUUGCUGAGUAAAGAAUAUUUUGUUUCAACGAAUUCUGAAGGCAAAUUCGCUACCUUGAGUAAUAUAUUCCCAUUAAAACCAGGUGGUCCAACAGGUCUUGCAAAGACAGACAAAAUUUCAGUUGAAUCUUUAAUUACAGAUUUACUUAUGGGGAUCGAAGCAGGAAAUAAUUAUAUGAAUGAUAAAAAGAAAUCUGUAUUGGAUACCGUACCAUCUGUCUUGUUGGAGAAAUUCACUCUAUUCGAUGAUAACAAAAAUAACAAUAGAGAGCAGAGAUCUAUAUCGAAAGAAUAUAGUCAAUCAACGAAAUCAAUAAUGCAUGAGAAUGACAGCAAUGUAGCUAAAAGUGCGGUCAGCUAUGGUAGUACACCAAAUAAAAAUGAAAAUAAAAAAUUUGGCCGAACGGAAAGUUCCGAUUUAAUUGUGGGCUCCAAUGUGAAAGUUCUUUUGGAUUCCGAUGUACAUUAUGGUGUCGUUCGUUGGGUUGGAACCCCUCCCGGUAUCACGCCUGGAAAAUUGAUGGCAGCUGUAGAAUUGGAUGAUACUCACCCAACAGGCACUGAUGGAACUUAUAAAGAUGUAAGAUAUUUUCGUUGUCGUCCUCACAGGGCUGUUUUCACAGACAUCGAACAAUGUUCCCGAUAUGAUACGAUGGAAAAGAUCGAUGAUCCGACGACAUCGAUAAGUCCAGAGAAUUUCGGAAGUAUGGAAAGCUCGGUGAUUGUCGGAAUGGUACGGCCUAUUUCCGUAAAAGGAAACUUGGAGAGUAUUUGCGGAAAGUAUCGAGGGAUUCAAGGCCAUCACAAUUCCUGUUACCUGGAUGCUACACUCUUCAGCAUGUUUACGUUUACCAGUGUUUUUGAUAACCUUUUAUUCAGACCGCCAAAUGAAAAGGAUUGUCCGCAAUAUGAAGAAGUACAAAGAGUAUUACGCGAAGAGAUAGUAAAUCCACUUAGGAAAAAUAUGUUCGUGAGAGCGGAUCGAGUGAUGAAGCUGCGUACUCUGCUCGAAAAAUUAUCUUCCGUAUCCGGCCUCACAAGCGAAGAAAAAGACCCUGAGGAAUUCUUAACUUCCCUGGUUGCUCAAAUUUUGAACGCUGAACCAUUUCUUAAAUUAAGUUCUGGUCAAGACGCGUACCAUUAUCAAUUAUUCGUCGAGAAAGACGACCAUUUGAAUAUUCCAACUGUGCAGCAGCUGUUAGAACAAAGCUUCCUCACGAGUAAUAUAAGAUUAAAGGAAGUUCCUUCGUGCCUCAUCAUACAAAUGCCGAGGUUCGGGAAAUCCUUCAAGAUGUAUCAGAAAAUCCAGCCUACACUGUUACUCGAUGUAACGGACAUAAUUGAAGAUUCUCCUAGACAAUGCACCGUCUGUGGAAAGCUAGCUGAGUUUGAAUGCAAGGAGUGUUACGGUCAAUGCGGUGUCGGUCUGGAGAGUAUUGCUUUCUGUUUGCAAUGCCUGGAGAAGGUACAUCGACACGAGCGGAGGACAAAUCACGAACCAAAGGAACUUGUGGUCCCAAUGGAAUUUACCAUUUUACAAGAACAGUGUCCUGUCCCGCGAUUGUAUCUCGAAUUGUCAGCGGUGGUUUGCAUCGAAACUUCCCACUACGUGUGUUUUGUGAAAUGUGGUUCCGGAUCGGAGGCACCGUGGUGUUUCUUUGAUUCCAUGGCUGAUAGAAAAGGAGAGCAGAAUGGUUACAAUAUUCCAGAAAUGGUUCCCUGUCCGGAUUUCCCGUACUGGCUAAGCGAAGAGGGAGGGAAUUGCUUGACUGAAUUAACAGACGACCGGAAUUUACCAGAGCAUGCGAAACGACUUCUGUGCGAUGCAUACAUGUGCAUGUAUCAAUCCCCCGACGUUAUGAUGUACAAAUAACUUGGUUUUCCUGUUAACUUAGGUAAGUUAGAUUUUAAUUACUGAACAAAAAUAGGCAUCACGUUUGUGCUUCUUGCUUUAUUUAUUUGAUGGUGCAGCUAUAAAUUUUCAAGCAAAGAUUUGAUCUCUCGAACUCGCAUUUGUAUAAAGAGCUAAAGAUUAGGCAAGUUUGAUUUCACGCUGUCAUUGAUAUUUAACCCUUUUAGUACCGAACGACGAUAUAUCGUCGAAGAGAUAAUCCGCCCGGCGCUCACCAUGUACCUUCCAGUUAUCUUUUAUUUUUGUUAUGCAAUAUUGUUUAUCUUGUUACAAAAUACAUUGGAAAUGCAAAGUAUAUACUUCAUAAUAAUUGGUCCAUAUAAAAUUAUGAUGAAAAGAUGACUUUUGUACAUGCAAAUACGUUUUGUAAGAGAGAACUCUACUUUUACUAUUUUUAUGAACACUUAUACCUUUGUCAUUUAUAUAAUUUGUAAUGUGUAGAGAAAAUCUAGUGUCAUUGUUUUGUUCUCUAUUUCAUCCUCAGUACACUGCCUUUUGAAUCAUGUAAAUAUUGUUUCUCGUUUGGUUUUUAUGAGCAUUUUCCCAAACCCUAGUAAAACUGUGAAAUUCGGCCGGUUAUUCUCGCAUAGGCACCUCUUUUUCGCCCGGCACAAAAAAGGGUUAAACGUGCUGAAUUAAUUAUUACAUUCGUUAUUUGAAUAUGAUUUAUAAAAGUAAAAGUUGCAGCAUGUUGCAAUUUCGUAAUUUCAAUGUUUCGACACAUGCCAACUCAAACUUGCCUUCCCUUGAUAUUGGUAAAGAGAGGAAACAGUAUAAGGCUGAAUUGUUUGAAUCAUGAAUUUUAU